Molecule: messenger RNA, 1489 nt
Organism: Chenopodium quinoa (quinoa)
Lineage: Eukaryota; Viridiplantae; Streptophyta; Magnoliopsida; Caryophyllales; Amaranthaceae
Product: probable ribonuclease P/MRP protein subunit POP5
Exons: 5
Coding region: 584-1048 (154 amino acids)
Biological process (GO): tRNA 5'-leader removal
Cellular component (GO): ribonuclease P complex
Molecular function (GO): ribonuclease P RNA binding
Source: RefSeq, a predicted model, not a curated record
AUGCUUAUAAUCAAAUCUGCACAUAAUCGAGCUUAGGAUCAUUAGGAUCAUAUAGAAAUAUAGGAUCAGUAUGACUGCGAUCCUAUUCGUAUCCUAUAGGAUUAGUAGGAUCAUGAUCGUAUUCCGAUUCAAACGAUCCUACAUUAAAGCUUAAGCUUAAAUGUGCAUAUUUUACCAGCCAAACAAAUUAUGGGCUGGCCCAUAAACCCAAACAAAUUAUGGACAAAAUGAUUUAUAAAAAAAAAAAACCCCAAUUUUGGCCUUUUCCCAUUCUCUUUCAGAAUUUCACCAACAAUCAACUCUAACUCUCCAAGUCUUCUAUUUGCAUUCUGCAACAUCCCGCCACUGCACACUGCCGCCACACCGCCUGCCGCCACCGCCCAUUGAUCUACGGCACCGACCAGGCGAGACCGGAGUGACCCAGACCCUGUGGCCGUCAAUUGAAGCAGUGAAGCAGAGCAACUGAGCAAGGUGAUCUAUAAUUCUGGGUGACUCACAGGUUCGGAAAUCCUGGAUCUGCCUCAUGGUGGUGAUAAUUUCCAUUAUGUACUUCAUAGUUGCUUAUGAACUUGGGUGAGAAGUCAUGGUGGGAUUUAAAAAUAGGUACAUGGUGUUGGAAAUUUUUUUGGAUCCUAACAAGGAUCUCAUGGUGGAUGAUCCUGUUAUUGUUACCCAGUUCAAUGUGGCGAAAGCAAUAAAAGACAGCAUUCUUGUCAACUUUGGGGAGUGUGGUCUUGCUUCUUCCCUUGGCUCUUUCCAAGUUAAGUAUGUGAAUCCAAUUACAAAGUUGUGUAUGGUUAGAACAUCAAGGGAGGACUACCAGAAAGUCUGGUGUGCAAUUACCAUGGUUUCAAGCAUUGGAAAUUGCCCUGCUUUAUUUAAUCUGCUUGAUCUAAGUGGGAGUAUCAAAGCUUGCAGAAAAGCUGCCUUGAGUUGUGAAGAAGCAAAAUUUGCGCAGUAUAAGCUUUUAAAGGGAGGUCAAGUUACAGAUGAGUUGAAUCGCCAAAUGCAGGACUGUUUCGAGAAGAUAAAAGUACUGGAACAUUAGUGAGUAUUCCUGUAUUGAACUCACUAUUGUAGUUCUGGAAUUGAAGAUGCGUAGAUAAUCUUCCAAUUUUGUAUGAUGCUCCAUAUGAAUUAGGUUGAGUGAAGAUUAUGCCUAGUCGGCAGCUAAUUUAAGGCCCGCAUAGAGUUCAGUGAAAUGAACUCAGUUUUGCUAUUAAGUUUUUUCACAACUUAGUUUGAGCUAUUUGAAUGGCCUUGAAAUUCUGGACCAUUGUUUAGAGUUCCAGAAUCAAGUUCUCUUGCUUCAUGUAGUCUACGAUUAUACCUUGAACCCAAUUUAUAUGUAUUGUAGAUAGAUGAUGGCCCCGUGAUUCGAUUGAUAUCAAAGGCCAUGUCGUGCUGUCCCUAACACAUGUGAUCUAAGGCAAGUUUCUGUAUAUUGUAGAAGUUUUCUGAGCAUCUAAAACUGUUUUUAGUUUCUUCU